This is a messenger RNA of Schistosoma turkestanicum, 796 nucleotides long. Lineage: Eukaryota; Metazoa; Platyhelminthes; Trematoda; Strigeidida; Schistosomatidae. The record is from the annotation of a GenBank genome assembly.
AUGGAAGCAAAUGCUGGAUUUAAACAUGAAAUUUCCAUUGGUUCCUCGGCAAGACAAUCAACUGAAGAAGAACUUGCUUGGGGUGUAGAUACACGUGUCACUGUGCCACCAAGACAUUCUGCAUCAGCUGAAGUCAAAAUUGACGAAGAAGAAAUGAAUUGUUGUUUCCGUCUACGUACUACCAUGUAUGGUCGAUUACGUGUGUUAUUCUUAGAUCCUAUACAUGAUAAUGCAUUGAUUAAAUAUCUUGAAGGUGAUUUAGGCACAAUUAUACAAGAAUUGCUUAAAUCAGAUCGUUCCCAUGAAAAUGGUCCAACAAAUAAAUAUGGUCCAUAUGUUUGGACUGAACCAAUGAAUAAAUCACAACAACGUAUAUUUCAUAUGGAAACAUGGGGUAAAUGUAAAUUUCGUUUCGGUGUACAUCAAUCAGUUGAAGUCAGUCAAAAAGCACAUUGAUGAUACGUUUGGUUUAUGGUUUUAUGGAUAAUAUGACUAAUGUUAAAACCUUUUUGAUUUCUCCAGUGCAUUUGACGACUCACAGAGAAAAUUCAUAUUUAUAACUAAUCAUUUUAUUCAAUGUACAAUAUACUUGUUCUGAUUUGUUUGUUUGCUUUCUUUCGAAAAAAUGGCUUCCUUGUCGGCCAUAUUGAAUGACUGAUUGAAUCAUGAAUGUACACACACAAUUAAAACAAACUUGUUCAUUGAUAAUAAUAAUUCCCAUAUGUAAAAAUUCAUUCGGAAUAAUUUUUUUGAAUUUUAAAAAAUUCAAAUAAAUAUACAUUAUUUAUUGUAUUGA